CUGGGCGGCAUCGAAGAUCAUUUAUCCAAAAGUAGCCUUGCAUUUCUGGUGACUGUGUAUAUGCUAAUCGAUGCCCUAUCGGCCAUCUAUAACCAUGACCUUUUAUCUUGACACGACACGUCAGCCUUCUUGAGAGAACUUAUCGUGACCCACUUCAGCAAUAUAUUCCAGUUGACAAUGAGAUUGUAUGACGAUAGGCUGUCUCGCUUCAUCAGGGAACGAAGAUAUUCGUGACACGUAGCAUUACAUCACUGGUAACAAAAUGCAACAUAAGAAGGGAAUAGGUGACCAAACCAAGGGAAACACCACCAUGGAAGGAAUCAUCCAAAAGAUCGGACAUACCAAUAUCAACACCGCCGAAAUGGCCUACAAGAAAAUGCUGCUGCAAAUCUCCAAGAUGCUGGAUGGAUGUUCACUCAGUGGCUUCAAGUUCUUGUGCGAAACACAUUUUCCGAAGAGAGUGAGAGAGAAGAUCGUUGAACCUAUCGAUCUUUGGCAAGCGAUGCAAGAACGUGGAAUUCUUGGACCUGAUAACCUGGAUUUCCUGAAGUGGAUGUUGAAAGAAGGAGCAGAGAAAAGGACGGAUCUCCUCCUGGUCGUUGAACGGUAUGAACGGGAGCACCCCGUUGUUCAGGAGGUUGGCAAUUGCCACCAAAUCGGGAGAGCGCAGGAAGAGUCACACAGCGCACCAGAAGCACCAGUCGUCAAAACAGUAAGCGAGAAAUCUGCAAGAUGUUCGAUCGAAAGUUCUCUAGUUGGACAGAUGGGGCCUCUCCCUCUUGAGCGCCACUCCGAGCGUGGUGAUUGGAAAUAUGACAGACGCAACGAACCAAGCGUUCCACAACAAGUGGAACAGGUGGCAGAGGAAGAAAACGUAGGCAGUUACAAGUUACGUCACAUCAAUGUUGGACUUAAUGACACGGAUAGAGGUUCUGGCAUCAGGAGAGCUGAUUCUGAUGCUGACACUAAAGACUACAUUGAGGAGGAGGUUGACUCUGAGGCAAACACCAAGGAAAGCAGUCGUGAGGCUGCAAUUAAAAAUGUUGUUGGUGUGAGAGAAACUGAUGACGACGCUGAAACUCAUGACGUCAGAUCUAAAUGUGUGGUUGAGUUUCACUAUCCCCCGGAUGUACCAAAUGAGCUAAAGCCGUUUUAUCCAAAAGAUGUGAAACAGAGCGAAAACAAACGCUUCUUGUUGGGUAGGGGAAAGAGUGUGGACGUAAAACUCAACGACGAAACUAUAUCGAGAGAACAGUUUGAUGUCAAGUUAAUGUACAGUCAGAGUUUGAAAAGAUAUGAAAUGGUUCUGACCAAUCACAGCAAAACUAAAACAGUGACUUUAGAUAAUCACGAACUUCGCUGCGGCGAUCAACGUCACUUGUCUGCGGUUUCAACCCUCUUGAUCAACGACCUUGACAUUCUUGGUGCUGUGAAAUUCAUCAUUGUAGUGCAUUUACCACAAAAUUUCAAUGGUGCUGAAUUCAAAGUAAUUUUUCGACAAGAACCUGAAUUUUAUGAGCAUUUAGCAUCAGUCCAGCAGAUUACAAGGGCUUGACAAC
This is a messenger RNA of Lineus longissimus, 1559 nucleotides long. RefSeq lists its product as uncharacterized. The coding region runs from base 263 to 1555 and encodes 430 amino acids. Gene Ontology annotation, molecular function: protein binding. The transcript is spliced from 3 exons. Lineage: Eukaryota; Metazoa; Nemertea; Pilidiophora; Heteronemertea; Lineidae. The record is from RefSeq and is a predicted model, not a curated record. Gene Ontology annotation, biological process: regulation of apoptotic process.